CAUUUCCAUAGUUAUCGCGUGUUUACAGAAUACAAAGUGCAAUUGUUUUGGUUUAUUUUAGUUUAUUCAUCGCUUCAUAGCCUUUAUUCUUAAGAUUACUGUAUUUAAGUGGGAAAAUGUAUACUCAUUUGCUGCGGAUUGUUUAUUCGUUCAGAGGUUACAGUACAAAGGCGUCACACAAUGUACAAGUACGGCCGAUUAACAAAAUUCUGAUCGCCAAUCGUGGUGAGAUCGCAUGCCGUGUAAUACGCACUGCGCGCCGGUUGGGUGUGCGUACGGUUGCUGUAUACUCUGAUCCAGAUGAGCACUCACUACACGCGUCUUUCGCCGAUGAGGCAUAUCGAGUCGGCGAGGCAGCGUCGGCGGCUUCCUAUUUGCGCGGCCAACACAUUAUUGAAAUCGCUAAGAAAGCUGCCUGCCAAGCGAUACACCCCGGUUAUGGGUUUCUCUCCGAAUCUGUAGAAUUCGCUGAGCUGUGUCAACGUGAGAAUAUUAUUUUCAUGGGACCACCCAGCACGGCAAUACGGGAUAUGGGCAUUAAAAGUACAAGCAAAGCGAUUAUGGCCGCCGCAGGCGUACCAAUCAUAAAUGGUUAUCAUGGCGAUGAUCAGUCUGAUGAGCGGUUGCAGACCGAAGCAGAAGAAAUUGGGUUUCCAUUAAUGAUCAAGGCAGUACGCGGUGGCGGUGGAAAGGGUAUGCGUGUCGCAGACAAAAGGGAAGACUUUUUAACAGCGCUUAAUUCGGCGCGAAAUGAAUCGCAGAAGUCAUUUGGCGACAGUUCAGUGCUAUUGGAGCGUUAUGUGCGCUCGCCACGACACGUAGAGGUUCAAGUGUUUGCCGAUCAAUAUGGCGACGCGGUGUACUUGUGGGAGCGAGAUUGCUCUGUGCAGCGGCGUCACCAAAAGAUCAUUGAAGAAGCGCCGGCGCCUGGUCUGUCGGAGCAACUGCGUCGCGAAUUGGGCGAAGCUGCAGUACGCGCAGCCAAGGCAGUGGGUUACGUUGGUGCUGGUACUGUAGAGUUCAUCAUGGACAAGGAAGAUCUCUCAUUCCACUUUAUGGAAAUGAAUACGCGUUUACAGGUGGAGCAUCCAAUAUCGGAAAUGAUCACUGGCACUGAUUUGGUCGAAUGGCAAAUUCGCAUUGCAGCGGGUGAGCGUUUACCGCUGACGCAAGAGGAAAUCGGUCGCAAAGGGCAUGCAUUUGAGGCCCGUAUUUACGCAGAAAACCCACGCGGUGGAUUUCUGCCUGGUGCUGGCCCACUGCGUUACCUAGCGACACCGCAACCGAACGAGUUUGUGCGCGUCGAAACAGGAGUACGCGAGGGGGACGAAGUGUCCGUACAUUACGAUCCAAUGAUCGCGAAAUUAGUUGUUUGGGGCGAGAAUCGCACGCAAGCAUUGAAUAGCUUAAUUGCACGACUGCGCGAAUAUCAU
Rhagoletis zephyria (snowberry fruit fly) is the source of this 1433-nucleotide messenger RNA. RefSeq names its product methylcrotonoyl-CoA carboxylase subunit alpha, mitochondrial-like. Gene Ontology annotation, cellular component: mitochondrion. NCBI's taxonomy places the organism in Eukaryota, Metazoa, Arthropoda, Insecta, Diptera, Tephritidae. The record is from RefSeq and is a predicted model, not a curated record. Gene Ontology annotation, molecular function: ATP binding; metal ion binding; methylcrotonoyl-CoA carboxylase activity.